Mesorhabditis belari is the source of this 414-nucleotide messenger RNA. The record is from the annotation of a GenBank genome assembly. Lineage: Eukaryota; Metazoa; Nematoda; Chromadorea; Rhabditida; Rhabditidae.
AUGAGCCGUCAACCAAGUCAAACGUCGAUCACAUUGUAUCCAACAGAGAGGAUAAUGAGCAUCACAAGUCAAUGCUCAUAUAUUCCCAAUCAAAACAAUUUUGAGGAUUUCAAUAGCAAAUUCACAUUCAUCGAUUUAUGGGCAAGGGAUCAACAAAGACGACACGCCAAAGACAUUGUGGCUCGGCAUCAGAAAAUCGUUUUUCGGCCACCAGCUCCUCAUCCAAGGCGGCAAUCCACUCAUGGUCGAUUGUUAGAAAAUCGAAUCGAAAGAACAAAUAAAGUAUCUGAGAAUAGCAAGCAAAAAGACACACAAAAGUCAAACAAAUUCGAGACUGACCCCGAUUUUCAGGAGAAAGAAAUCGUGUUCUUGUACCGAACGAAGCUCGGCGUGAAUGUUUACGGUGAAGUUUCU